Nematostella vectensis (starlet sea anemone) is the source of this 5303-nucleotide messenger RNA. RefSeq names its product protein PF3D7_1417600-like. The coding region runs from base 475 to 4824 and encodes 1449 amino acids. The record is from RefSeq and is a predicted model, not a curated record. Lineage: Eukaryota; Metazoa; Cnidaria; Anthozoa; Actiniaria; Edwardsiidae. The transcript has 7 exons.
AUGUGAUAGUCAAUUGAAGCUUGCCUCCAUUUUCCACAUAGUUACAAAAAUUGUGAUGUAUCCCCUGAUCGUACCAAUCUGGCAGUGAAUCUUGAAAAUAUAUUUUCAUCAUAAAUUGGUAUCUUGUUAUAGUGGCCAAUGGUCACAUGGCCAGCGUUGUUCGUUAUAAGGAUUUGUUAUAUUAUAGUGGAAAUAUGGAGUAAUAUUUGUUUGGUGUAUAAUACUACGAGAUGAUUAGUUCGAAAUGAAUAUUUUGGAAUUAAGGAUAUUUCUAUGCAAUUCAAUUCAAUGUACAAUUCAAUUGUCAAUUUUAAAGAGAAUAUAUAUAAAGGAAUAAAACCCGUUUACAAAAUUUGGCGUCGUGCUGUUCCUUUCCUGUAAAACUCUAGCUUCCUCUGCAGGUCUUUUAACCACCCUGAAGAGGGCAGGAUAAACACUAAUAUCAGGCCUCUCAACCACCCUGAAGAGGGCAGGAUGAACACUAAUAUAAGGCUUCUCAACCACCCUGAAGAAGGCAGUAUAAACACUAAUAUCAGGCCUCUCAACCACCCUGAAGAAGGCAGGAUGAACACUAAUAUCUGGCCUCUCAACCACCCUGAAGAAGGGAGGAUAAACACUAAUAUCAGGAUUCUCAACCACCCUGAAGAAGGCGGGAUAAACACUAAUAUCAGGCCUCUCAACCACCCUGAAGAAGGCAGGAUAAACACUUAUAUCAGGCCUCUCAACCACCUUGAAGAGGGCAGGGUAAACACUAAUAUCAGGCCUCUCAACCACCCUGAAGAAGGUAGGAUAAACACUAAUAUCAGGAUUCUCAACCACCCUGAAGAAGGCAGGAUAAACACUAAUAUCUGGCCUCUCAACCACCAUGAAGAAGGCAGGAUAAACACUAAUAUAAGGCUUCUCAACCACCCUGAAGAAGGCAGGAUAAACACUAAUAUAAGGCUUCUCAACCACCCUGAAAAAGGCAGGAUAAACACUAAUAUAAGGCUUCUCAACCACCCUGAAGAAGGCAGGAUAAACACUAAUAUCACGCCUGUCAACCACCCUGAAGAAGGCAGGAUAAACACUAAUAUCAGGCCUCUCAACCACCCUGAAGAAGGCAGGAUAAACACUAAUAUCAGGCCUCUCAACCACCCUGAAGAAGGCAGGAUAAACACUAAUAUCAGGCCUCUCAACUACCCUGAAGAAGGCAGGAUAAACACUAAUAUCAGGCCUCUCAACAACCCUGAAGAAGGCAGGAUAAACACUAAUAUAAGGCUUCUCAACCACCCUGAAGAAGGCAGGAUAAACACUAAUAUAAGGCUUCUCAACCACCCUGAAAAAGGCAGGAUAAACACUAAUAUAAGGCUUCUCAACCACCCUGAAGAAGGCAGGAUAAACACUAAUAUCACGCCUGUCAACCACCCUGAAGAAGAAGGCAGGAUAAACACUAAUAUCAGGCCUCUCAACUACCCUGAAGAAGGCAGGAUAAACACUAAUAUUAGGCCUCUCAACCACCCUGAAGAAAACAGGAUCAAAACUAAUAUCAGGCCUCUCAACCACCUUGAAGAAGGCAGGAUAAACACUAAUAUCAGGUCUUUUAACCACCCUGAAGAAGGCAGGAUAAACACUAAUAUAAGGCUUCUCAACCACCCUGAAGAAGGCAGGAUAAACACUAAGAUAAGGCUUCUCAACCACCCUGAAGAAGGCAGGAUAAACACUAAUAUAAGGCUUCUCAACCACCCUGAAGAAGGCAGGAUAAACACUAAUAUCACGCCUGUCAACCACCCUGAAGAAGGCAGGAUAAACACUAAUAUCAGGCCUCUCAACCACCCUGAAGAAGGUAGGGCAAACACUAAUAUUAGGCCUCUCAACCACCCUGAAGAAAAAAGGAUCAAAACUAAUAUCAGGCCUCUCAACCACCCUGAAGAAGGCAGGAUAAACACUAAUAUCAGGCCUCUUACCCACUCUGAAGAAGGCGGGAUAAACACUAAUAUCAGGCCUCUCAACCACCCUGAAGAAGGCAGGAUAAACACUAAUAUCAGGCCUUUCAACCACCCUAAAGAAAACAGGAUCAAAACUAAUAUCAGGAUUCUUACCCACCCUGAAGAAGGCAGGAUAAACACUAAUAUCAGGCCUCUUACCCACCCUGAAGAAGUCAGGACAAACACUAAUAUCAGGCCUCUCAACCACCCUGAAGAAGGCAGGACAAACACUAAUAUCAGGCCUCUCAACCACCCUGAAGAAGGCAGGAUAAACACUAAUAUCAGGCCUCUCAACCACCCUGAAGAAGGCAGGAUAAACACUAAUAUCAGGCCUCUCAACCACCCUGAAGAAGGCAGGAUAAACACUAAUAUCAGGCCUCUCAACCACCCUGAAGAAGGCAGGAUAAACACUAAUAUCAGGCCUCUCAACUACCCUGAAGAAGGCAGGAUAAACACUAAUAUCAGGCCUCUCAACAACCCUGAAGAAGGCAGGAUAAACACUAAUAUAAGGCUUCUCAACCACCCUGAAGAAGGCAGGAUAAACACUAAUAUAAGGCUUCUCAACCACCCUGAAAAAGGCAGGAUAAACACUAAUAUAAGGCUUCUCAACCACCCUGAAGAAGGCAGGAUAAACACUAAUAUCACGCCUGUCAACCACCCUGAAGAAGAAGGCAGGAUAAACACUAAUAUCAGGUCUUUUAACCACCCUGAAGAGGGCAGGAUAAACACUAAUAUCAGGCCUCUCAACAACCCUGAAGAAGGCGGGAUAAACACUAAUAUUAGGCCUCUCAAUCACCCUGAAGAAGGCAGGAUAAACACUAAUAUCAGGCCUUUCAACCACCCUGAAGAAGGCAGGAUAAACACUAAUAUCAGGCCUCUCAACUACCCUGAAGAAGGCAGGAUAAACACUAAUAUCAGGCCUCUCAACUACCCUGAAGAAGGCAGGAUAAACACUAAUAUUAGGCCUCUCAACCACCCUGAAAAAAACAGGAUCAAAACUAAUAUCAGGCCUCUCAACCACCCUGAAGAAGGCAGGAUAAACACUAAUAUCAGGCCUCUCAACAACCCUGAAGAAGGCAGGAUAAACACUAAUAUAAGGCUUCUCAACCACCCUGAAGAAGGCAGGAUAAACACUAAUAUCAGGCCUCUCAACCACCUCGAAGAAGGCAGGAUAAACGCUAAUAUAAGGCUUCUCAACCACCCUGAAAAAGGCAGGAUAAACACUAAUAUAAUUAGGCUUCUCAACCACCCUGAAGAAGGCAGGAUAAACAAUAAUAUCACGCCUGUCAACCACCCUGAAGAAGGUAGGACAAACACUAAUAUUAGGCCUCUCAACCACCCUGAAGAAAACAGGAUCAAAACUAAUAUCAGGCCUCUCAACCACCCUGAAGAAGGCAGGAUAAACACUAAUAUCAGGCCUCUUACCCACUCUGAAGAAGGCGGGAUAAGCACUAAUAUCAGGCCUCUCAACCACCCUGAAGAAGGCAGGAUAAACACUAAUAUCAGGCCUUUCAACCACCCUGAAGAAGGCAGGAUAAACACUAAUAUCAGGCCUCUCAACUACCCUGAAGAAGGCAGGAUAAACACUAAUAUUAGGCCUCUCAACCACCCUGAAGAAAACAGGAUCAAAACUAAUAUCAGGCCUCUCAACCACCUUGAAGAAGGCAGGAUAAACACUAAUAUCAGGUCUUUUAACCACCCUGAAGAGGGCAGGAUAAACACUAAUAUCAGGCCUCUCAACAACCCUGAAGAAGGCAGGAUAAACACUAAUAUAAGGCUUCUCAACCACCCUGAAGAAGGCAGGAUAAACACUAAGAUAAGGCUUCUCAACCACCCUGAAGAAGGCAGGAUAAACACUAAUAUAAGGCUUCUCAACCACCCUGAAGAAGGCAGGAUAAACACUAAUAUCACGCCUGUCAACCACCCUGAAGAAGGCAGGAUAAACACUAAUAUCAGGCCUCUCAACCACCCUGAAGAAGGCAGGAUAAACACUAAUAUCAGGCCUCUUACCCACUCUGAAGAAGGCGGGAUAAACACUAAUAUCAGGCCUCUCAACCACCCUGAAGAAGGCAGGAUAAACACUAAUAUCAGGCCUUUCAACCACCCUAAAGAAAACAGGAUCAAAACUAAUAUCAGGAUUCUUACCCACCCUGAAGAAGGCAGGAUAAACACUAAUAUCAGGCCUCUUACCCACCCUGAAGAAGUCAGGACAAACACUAAUAUCAGGCCUCUCAACCACCCUGAAGAAGGCAGGACAAACACUAAUAUCAGGCCUCUCAACCACCCUGAAGAAGGCAGGAUAAACACUAAUAUCAGGCCUCUCAACCACCCUGAAGAAGGUAGGAUAAACACUAAUAUCAGGCCUCUCAACCACCCUAAAGAAGGCAGGAUAAACACUAAUAUCACGCCUGUCAACCACCCUGAAGAAGGCAGGACAAACACUAAUAUCAGGCCUCUCAACAACCCUGAAGAAGGCAGGAUAAACACUAAUAUCAGGCCUUUCAACCACCCUGAAGAAGGCAGGAUCAAACCUAAUAUCAGGCCUUUCCACCACCCUGAAGAAGGAAGGAUAAACACUAAUAUCAGGCCUCUCAACCACCCUGAAGAAGGCAGGAUAAACACUAAUAUCAGGCAUCUUACCCACUCUGAAGAAGGCAGGAUAAACACUUAUAUCAGGCCUCUUAACCACCCUGAAGAAGGCAGGAUAAACACUAAUAUCAGGCCUCUCAACCACCCUGAAGAAGGCAGGAUCGACACUAAUAUCAGGCCUUUCAACCACCCUGAAGAAGGCAGGAUAAACACUAAUAUCAGGCCCGUACCCAGGAUUUUUCUUGGGGGAGUGCGAAAUCUGAAAAAUUAGACCUAGUCUUCUGAUAAAAAUCUGAUCACCUCUGAAAGAACAAAAAGGGAUUUUUAAUGCCAUUGCAGUAUUUCCAUGGUAUAUUUAUUAUCGGGUUUGCCUACAAAAAAGUUAGACAUUUUUAGAUUUAUUAUAUACCAGAGUGAUCUAGAAUGCCUUUUUUUUAAUCCAAUUCAAAUGUGCUUUAUAGUUUGUAUACAAAUAGCACGUCUAUUGCGAACCGAAAGGGGACUUUUCGCCGUUGUGGGGGUGCGAACGCACCCCCUGGGUACGGGCCUGAAUAUUGAUAUUUGGGUAUCCUGGUGGGACGUGGGUGCUUGUGCGAGAGCCAGUGACGGGAAAGAAAAAACGUUCGUUUACUUUGAGAGCUGACCUAGCCGGCUCUCAUUGUGGGGUAUUCGGAAAUGUUUUAUUUUCGAGUAUUGGGAACCCUGUGCGCGCACGAAGGCCGGGGUGCAAAGAAAUGAGAGCCGGCAACA